Molecule: messenger RNA, 1011 nt
Organism: Huiozyma naganishii CBS 8797
Lineage: Eukaryota; Fungi; Ascomycota; Saccharomycetes; Saccharomycetales; Saccharomycetaceae
Gene: EAF5
Product: Eaf5p
Exons: 1
Coding region: 1-1011 (336 amino acids)
Source: RefSeq, a predicted model, not a curated record
AUGGACAGCGUAGUGAAGGAAUUGAUUGUGUUGCAGGUGAUCUACGCUCUGAUUGUCCCCCGGGUUGAAGACGUGGACAGAAGCAGAGAGGAAAGCAUCGGCAGCUUCAGUUCUGGGAAUUCGGGCAUCUUCUCUGGCAAGAACGGCAACAGCACUUUGUCUAUGGGGAACAGUAGUGGCAGUGUUAGUUCCUCCUCUUCGAGUGGCCUGAAUCUCUCUGACAACAGGAUGAUCAGCAGCAACAUCAAGUUGUCGCUGGUCAAAUUGACGAACGAGAUCCAAAACAGUCUGCUGAUCAACCAGCUGAUGGAUAUUAGCAAGGAGGCCAAGUUGAACAUUAAGGACAUUUUGACAAUAAUCAAGGACUUGUUCCCCCUGCAGAGGACAAUUCUCGUUGACGGACAGCUUAGCUUCCAUAAUUUGAAGGUCAAGGAUUUAAAGAGCCAGAUAGUGUUCAAGUACGAAGAGUUCAAGAGGCGACAGUGUGCCACAAUCGAGGCACUGGACGACCGGAUCCUCGAGCUGAGGAAAGUCGCGUCGCUGGACACAAGAAAUGCACCUCACACAACACCGUCUCCGACGAACUCCACGCAGCAGCAACAACAGCACGCACAUUCGUUUAGUUCCCCGUUGCUUCCUGGAUCGGCCGCCUCAUCUGCAUCGCAAAGACCGGCGCAGGCGGUCAACAAGGACCCGAAGAGAGAAAAGCUGUUACAGCUGUACAGGGACACUGUGCUGAACAAACUGCAAGCAAAGACGAAGAUCCUCGAUAAGUUGUACCUGUCCUUGAAUUACACGGAGAUGGACAAGAUCGUGUACCACUUGAUCGAGCUAGAGAAGAUCAAGAAGACUACACCCGUGAGCGUGCACCACUUGCAAUUGAUCCUGCAGAAGAGCGUCACGGACGGCAUAAUGUCGCACCCGACGGGGGACACUACUUGGGAAACCGCACGACAACUACAACUGGAGCUCGACGACACAGUCCAGUUCAUGAGAAGGGCCCUGGAGUGA